This is a messenger RNA of Coffea eugenioides, 1909 nucleotides long. Its product is annotated as proline dehydrogenase 2, mitochondrial-like. The transcript has 4 exons. Bases 61 to 1578 code for a protein of 505 amino acids. Gene Ontology annotation, cellular component: mitochondrion. The record is from RefSeq and is a predicted model, not a curated record. NCBI's taxonomy places the organism in Eukaryota, Viridiplantae, Streptophyta, Magnoliopsida, Gentianales, Rubiaceae. Gene Ontology annotation, molecular function: proline dehydrogenase activity; FAD binding.
CCGAAGGCUUGCCAACAACCGCAGUAACAGACCGCAAUUACUUCGCCAUCAGCCUUGGGCAUGGCCACUCGUGGUGUCGCGUGCCCCAAGCUUCUCCAAAACCUCCCAUAUUUCCUCCUCCGGCGUUUUAGCUCUGCUCCAUCCCCGAUCGCUGCUGCCGUUUCUCCUUUAAAUCUAGUGGAAAGAGCCGACAGUGAGGCCAACUUCUCCAUCAAUCCCACCGUCACCCCAACUCAAUCUUCCAGAGACAGCAUCGUUGAUUUUCAAGACGUCAAGGGAUUAUUCUCAACGGUUUCCACCCCAAGGCUGUUGAAAUCGUUGAUCACCCUGGAAAUGGCUGCAGUUGACCCCAUGGUGGAUAUGGGCCUGUGGGUCAUGAAUUCCAGGCUUAUGGAAACGCCUAUCUUGAAGCAGGUUAUAUCGGAAGCUAUAAAACAUACUUUUUAUGAUCAUUUCUGUGCCGGUAAAAAUUUGGAGGAGGCAGGUAGGACCAUCACCAGGCUAUGGGAUCCUGCUGGAUUGCAAGGGAUGUUGGAUUACGGUCUGGAAAAUGCUGCGGACUAUGAAUCCUGCGAUCAGAAUAUGAUGGAGUUUAUCAGGACAGUUGAAUACUCAAGCUCUCUGCCACCGUCCUCUGUUAGCUUUGUUGUAGUGAAGAUUAGUGCAAUUUGUCCCCCUAGUUUGCUUAGAAGAGUAAGCGAUUUGCUGAGAUGGGAAUACAGGGAUAGUGCUUUCCAUCUCCCCUGGAAGCUUAAUUGUUUUCCAAUUUUCUCAGAUUCAAGCCCCUUUUAUCAUACCCCAAAAAAGCCAGAGCCUUUGUCCCCAGAGGAAGAGCGAAAUCUCCUCUUGACUCAUGAAAGAUUAUUCAAGAUUUGUGAAAAGGGUAUGGAAGCCAAUGUUCCACUACUAAUUGAUGCAGAGGACACUGCCCUGCAACCAGCAAUUGAUUACUUGACGUACUCCUCGGCUGCCCUGUAUCAUAGAGAUGAUGAACCUCUACUUUUCGGAACAAUUCAAGCUUACCUAAAAGAUGCAAAAGAUAGGUUGGUAAAGGCAAAGAAAGCAGCAGAUAAAGCUGGAGUGCCGGUGGGGUUUAAGUUGGUGAGGGGUGCUUAUAUGUCGAGCGAACGAGGAAUAGCAGCUUCUCUGGGAGCGGAGUCUCCUAUUCAAAACAAUAUCCAAGAAACGCAUGCAAGCUAUAAUAGCUGCGCAGAGUUUCUGCUUGAAGAGGUUGCUAGUGGAUCCGGCGCCGUAGUUCUUGCAACACACAAUGUUGAAUCAGGGAAAUUUGCAGCGGUUAAGGCAACAGAGUUGGGAAUCGGAAAGGAUAACCGGAAGCUCCAAUUCGCUCAACUUUAUGCAAUGGCAGAGACGCUGUCUUUUGGAUUGAAAAAUGCAGGAUUUCGAGUCAGCAAGUACUUGCCAUUUGGACCUGUAGAGCAGAUUAUGCCCUACCUCCUUAGAAGAGCUGAAGAAAACAGAGGUCUCUUAUCUACCUCGAAUAUGGACCGACUUUUGAUGAGGAAAGAGCUGAACCGGAGACUGAAGUCCUUCUUCACUGAGGAACAAGGUUACUAAAUCACCAGGCUAUGGAAUCGAGUUGAAGACUGGUUUUGAAGGACCGAAGCAACAAGUCAUGUAUACCAUCAUUGAAUAACAAGAAGAAAGAGCAACUUGCAGGCCGACAUAAUGAGUAUAUACCCAAAAUGCAGAAAAAUAAGGCUGCAAAUCCAAUGUUGAACGACUGUUGCAAAUGUACAUACAAAAGCAAAAAAAUGAAGAUUGAUUAGCAACUAGUAGGUUCUUGGUCGUCAUGUUGUUGUUGCUUUGUGCAAUGUACAUUAAGCUCACCUUUUGUUGUUGAAAUAAUAGAGUAGUAUUUUGUAAAAUAUUUAGUAGCCUUUCUCAA